CAGCUGUGUUCUAUCAAGCGAAACUUGCUUAAAGUUUUACACUAACUCCGAACAUUUUUUAAAGAAAUUAAAAUGUCUUGCACGUCGUAAGAUCUUUGAAUUCCGUUAUUAUAAAAUACGUUUUGCACGUUUUUUUUUCUAAAUCUUUGGAUACCAUAAUGGAUCCGGAGUUUUGCGCCAACAAUUGAAUCGGAGAGACUGUACGGCCUGAUCCGUGCCCGCUACAUUAUGACGCCCCCAGGCAUCGAUGCCAUGCGGCGGAAGUACGAGUAUGGCGACUUCGGGAUCUGUCCCCGAGUCUACUGCCAGGGCCACCACGUCCUACCCAUUGGGCUCAGCGAAAAGUCGUACGAGUCCACGGUGAAGAUCUUUUGUCCAUGCUGCCAGGAUAUCUACCAGCCAACGCGGAUCAGCGCCAUGUUAGAUGGCUGCAUGUUUGGGCCCAGCUUUCCCCACAUGUUUCUUAUGGAGUUGCCCUCGCAUCGCCCAACGCCACCCCAAGAAAAAUAUGUGCCUCGUCUCUAUGGGUUUCAGCUGCACAAGAGCGCUUUGGAGCCAGUUCCAGAUUCAGCUGCCAAUGAGUCCGCCUAGUGCUUCUUCCGGUCUUAACUACUUACCAUUUAUCAUCUGAAUGUAAUUAACCUUAAACAAAUCUCAGUGCAUGGAUAUCGCCAGCGCCAGCAGCACACUCACACACUCACACUAUGAAGACACUGCAAAGAGUUCGCUGGCAAUAUCACGCACUUGAUUGAUCUCAA
Messenger RNA from Drosophila miranda, 758 nucleotides. RefSeq names its product suppressor-of-stellate-like protein. Bases 229 to 591 code for a protein of 120 amino acids. Lineage: Eukaryota; Metazoa; Arthropoda; Insecta; Diptera; Drosophilidae. Gene Ontology annotation, cellular component: cytoplasm; protein kinase CK2 complex. The record is from RefSeq and is a predicted model, not a curated record. The transcript is spliced from 2 exons. Gene Ontology annotation, molecular function: protein kinase regulator activity.